Messenger RNA from Morchella sextelata, 2886 nucleotides. RefSeq lists its product as uncharacterized. Bases 1 to 2886 code for a protein of 961 amino acids. Gene Ontology annotation, cellular component: cytoplasm; nucleus. Gene Ontology annotation, molecular function: mRNA binding. Gene Ontology annotation, biological process: nuclear division. The record is from RefSeq and is a predicted model, not a curated record. NCBI's taxonomy places the organism in Eukaryota, Fungi, Ascomycota, Pezizomycetes, Pezizales, Morchellaceae. The transcript has 5 exons.
AUGUUCAACGGCCACCACCACCAACAUCACCAUCAUCACCACCAGCAACCGAUCCAUGGACUCCCACCAAAACCUGUAUUCGACAACGGCUCGCCGCUCAGUCUCUCGCCAAGCAAUAAGGGCCCAGCAAAAUCCAAGGACGAAAACAACCCCGUUAGCUACUCUUUUUGCAUUCCCUUUAGCAUAUUGCCAGGCCCGGACCCCGAUGACAUAAUUACGGCAAGCCCGGGAGCGAAAGAGAGAUGGAUACAGUCAGCCGAACGUUUUAAUGAUAUCGACACCCCUGCAUACUCACUACCAAUACACCAGGCGAAUGUGGACACAUUGAGGAAGUUGUGUAAAGAGAUAUCUGACGCAUUGGAGUUCAAGUGCGAAGCGGCUUUGACGGUAUCCGAGCCCCAACACGGUUCUUAUCGACAGACCAAGAGGGGGAUCAUUACGAAUGUAUGGCUAUCUGGUCAUCCAGAGUCGGUGCUGCGGGCCAGAGGCGUAAUUAUGCAGAAUACACCAGUCGCACUAAGAACAGCCUACGUGAACAUUGAUCGUGAUCAAAUUUAUGAUGAUGAGAAUGUCUUCAACCAAAAUUUCUUUUCUCAUCUAGAGCACACAGCGAGUUUUACCGGAACGGAUAUCUUUCUGUUGAAGACCCCCGGGAUAAGCGCAGACGCUGCGGCGGCGGCAGAUCUUGGAAAUAGCACCAGCCAAAGUAACAGAUUGCAAAUCAAAAUCUACGGUGACUAUGAAAGCGUUGAGCAUGCAAAGACAAGAGUCCUUGUCGCCAUUGACGAUCUGCUGGGCCAAGUCUUAGAUACUACAAUGGUCGAGUUAUCCACGCAAUCCUUAAUAUGUGGUCGCGGGAGAAAGAACAUCAAGCACAUUGAAUCGCAAACUCGAACGGCAAUAUACUUCCCACCACCAUUCCCCCGUAUCUAUGGCUACAGACCCCCUCGUGCUACCUCACGAGACCCGGAUCAGGUAUUCAUCACAGGUAGCUGCCGCGAGGACAUCGCCAAGGCCGAAAGAAUGCUUGUCAAUAUUCGUCGUGGCCUAAGACUUUACGUCAAGGACGUCUCCAUCACGAUGACGAAACUUGAUUACCUUCUCCUUGAACGUUUGGAUGACAUCAAGAAGAUUAUGGAGGCGAACGCAACUUAUGUCCAAUUGCCACGCCUCGGAUCGUUGGGACAACGGGAUGUCUGCAUGAGGAUCCAAGGAACAGAAACCCUCAAUAUUGAGCGUACAGUUCGAUCAAUUAUGGCCAUCUGCGGACAGUAUUAUAAUGCUACCUGGUGGAUGAUCCCUCCAGACAUGCACCAUGGCGAACUUACUUCGUUACCGGCGCCACAAGAUCUCAGAAAGAUGAUUACCGAUAUUUCGGCAUUUAGUGGGGCUGAUAUUGCUUUUAACAAGCAAUCAUUUGAUAUGUGUGGUGUAGACGACUGUGUGAAGAUCGCUAUGCACAUUUUGAGUGAAGUGCGCCUCGUCAAGCAGUAUCCGUUUCAGACCCGGGUAAAGAUUGAGCUUGCCAACGAACACAAAGAAUUCGUUUCCGGAAAGAAGAACGGCAAAAUCAACAAAAUCAUGGGCCAAGCUGGUAUACAAAUAGUAUUCGACGCCUUCAACGAAUACAACUUCUUCAUUGAUGUUGUUUCCAAUAAUUUCGAGCAAGCAGCAUUAGGCCUGCAUUUGGUCGAGCAUGAGCUUCCGGCAUCAGUGUCUUUUCAUGUCCCAGAUUCUUAUCACAAGCGCAUCAUAGGGAUCGGCGGGCAACAUAUUCAGAGGAUAAUGAAAAAAUAUUCAGUUUUCGUAAAGUUUUCUAACGCAAUGGAAAGAGGUUCUGCAGGAAGAAUGGAAUCCGAUGAUUCCAAGGUAGACAACGUCGUCUGCAGGACACCGGCUAGAAACGCAAAGAAUUUGGAACUGGUCAAGGCGGAAAUUAUGAAAAUGGUUCAACAGGCUGAUGCUGAAAUCGUGGAGGAAAACGUCAUUGUGCCACGGUUACUCCAUCGACCAUUGAUGGCACAACGUCAAAUAUUUGAUGAUCUCGAGGCAAAAUGGGGGUGCUCGGUCAUAUUCCCGAGUACUGAAUCAGCGAGCGAUGUGGUAAAAAUCAAGGGUCCUGAGUGGCAAAUCCCUCAGGCUGUUCAUGAGUUCUUGUCUCACGUUCCCGAAUCUCAUAAAAUUCAACUGUCGAGAUCGAAACAGCUCGAAGAUCUAAUUCAUGGAGAAGCGAUCAACCACCAAGUUGCUGAACCUAUGCGAAGGCAGUUUGGAAUUGAAAUGAAUUUUGAGCGUAAAGAAAACUACGCGAAAAACCAAACUGUAUCUUUUACUUAUACCAGGAAUAACGCAGGAGGUGUUCGAGAUGCUAUAGAUAUGUUGACAAACUUUCUUGUUGCAAAUGGCGUUGAUGCAGAACCGGUCAAUGGAGCACUUCCGCGCCCAAAAUCAGACUCUUUUGAAGAUUAUGCACCAUUCUUUGAACAACGCAUCCUUCAAAAGACUUCACCCGUCGGAUCGCUUGGUUCCACCACUGCUCAAGGUAACCGACUUUCGGUAGAUAUGGGAAUUUUGGGAGGACCUAUCCACGGCGAGCCAGGUCCGUUGACGGAGGAAACUGAAGCUGCUUUUUAUGAGGGAGCUAGGAAGGCCUCUAUUGUGGCUUCGGCUACAUCAUCUGACGCCGGAUCUGCUGGGAUGUCAGCACCAGGAAGUGCCGUGAGCUCAAGUGCUCGCUUGGCCAAUCAUCAGAGGAGCGGAUCUAUUGCUUCGCUUUCUGGAUGGGAUGGAAUCCCUGGGCCAUUACUUGAUGGCGAGGAUUGGACGAAAUUGGAGGUUAAUGAUACCAGGUCAAGAUCUUCUUCUGUGGCCGCGCCUUAUAUCUGA